GGAUGAGAUGAUACAGAGAGAUUGAAGUUAGUGAAAGUUUUGGAGUGAUGAGUGAUGACAACAUUCUCUAAUGUUGUUCUGAUCCUUUAUAAUUUUGCCUCUGAGAAACAAUUUUGAUAUGGUGGUGUUGGGGAGUUCUUGAGUCAGUUACUGUAAUGUUUGAAGCCAACUCUUGGAAUUAGAAACUACUACUGCUAUUGUGCUAGUUAAGUUUAAGAUUAUUGUUCUAAUCUUAUCCCACUUAUUGUUUAGAGUUGGCUUGCUUUAUAACUGGAUUUUAUGUUGGAUUUUAGAAUGGGAAAAGAACUUGCUCUGUCUUCUCCAUUCUGAAUCUCAAUGGAGUUGGUGGUUUGUUUUCUUGCAGCUCAUCGGUUGAAAACAAAGGGCACCAUCCAUGGAGCAGGACGCAGAGUUGCCACUUUUAGCUCUGUUCCAAGGCAUGCUAGGAUGAUGGGGUACCCGAGAACAUAUCUAGUGGAAAUGGGGUGAAAAAGCUCUAGCAUAGCUCUUUCUUUCUCGGGUCUCCUUUCAAAGGAAAAAGGCUGGUGCAGUUAGUAGCUAAAGGUUUCACUCAAACAUGUGGUCUCGACGCGAAAAGAGCUUGCUUUCUACUUUCUACGUCUGCAUUUUGUGUCCAGCCCGCAAAAGGGAAAAUCGUGGAGAGAUGUAUCAUGUCAGGAUUCGUUGCUCAAAUUGAAUCCUUUCUUUAUCAUUGUUUCUAUUCGUAUUAUUUGUAACUUGCCACUUGAUUUGAUUCGACUGAACAUCUCGACCAUUAACGAAAAUUUCACCCACAUCCGAUAGGUUGGGCGCUCGACCAGCUUACAAGUUGGAGGAGGCUCCAACUAUCCUUAAAUUUUUUUUAAAAUAACAUAAUAAACUCAAAGUAUGAUGUGUGUAUAUAUAAAAAAAAUGUUAAAUUCUAUAUAUUUUUAGUUAAAUUAAAUUCUCAACGGAUUGUCCAAGAGACUAGACAAAGUCAACUGUCCAAAGCCUUUCCUUUACAAAUCCCAACGGUCUCCCAGUCUCUGUACGCCGCCGCCGUCUCCGGCCACCGCGCCACUCUACGAAAAUGCUCGUCUUCUUCCUCGCAGCCUUCUUCCUCUUCACGGCAUCCAACUCCUCCCUCUUCCCCAUCGACGAAGCCACCAUCGCCGAUAUCCACAGCGCCUUCUCCCAAAACCACCUCACCUCCAGGCAACUCCUCGAUCAUUACCUCAACAAGAUCGACCUCCUCAAUCCAGUGCUUCGCAGCGUUCUGGAAGUGAAUCCGGACGCCAGAGCUCAAGCGGAGGCCGCCGAUCGAGAGCGGGACCUGGCCGGAGGAAAAGCCCUAGGCGAACUUCAUGGAAUCCCGGUGCUGCUCAAGGAUUCCAUCGCCACCAAGGGUCCGCUCAACACCACCGCCGGAUCCUUCGCAUUGCUCGGAUCCGUGGUGCCCCGAGAUGCGACGGUGGUCGCCCGCCUGAGGAAAGCCGGUGCGGUGAUUUUGGGCAAAGCUUCGCUCACCGAGUGGUACGGAUCUCGUUCUUUGAAGAUUCCCAAUGGCUGGUGCGCUCGUGGGGGUCAAGCCCUGAACCCAUAUGGGAAAGAAGGGGAUCCAUGUGGGUCAAGUAGUGGCUCUGCAAUAUCGGUGGCAGCCAACAUGGCGGCAGUGUCGCUGGGAACUGAAACAGAUGGCUCAAUUCUAUGUCCCGCAGAUUACAACUCAGUCGUCGGCAUCAAACCCACCGUCGGUCUCACGAGCCGGGCCGGCGUUAUCCCGGUCACUCCUCGGCAAGACACCAUCGGGCCUAUAUGCAGGACAGUUUCAGAUGCAGUUUAUUUGCUUGAUGCCAUAGUGGGGUUUGACCCAAUGGACUCUGAAGCAACUAAAGCAGCAUCUGAGUUCAUUCCUUGUGGUGGCUACAAGCAAUUUCUGAGGAAAGAUGGGCUCAAAGGGAAGAGACUGGGCAUUGUUAGGCAUCCCUUUUUUGACUUGUAUACCAACGGCUCCAUGGCCAUUCCAACCUUUGAACAUCAUGUCAAUCUGCUGAGGAAAAGUGGAGCAACCAUUGUGGAUAACCUUCAAAUAUCAAAUAUAGAUACAAUUCUGGAUCCUUAUGGGAGUGGUGAACUUAUUGCAACAAUAGCUGAGUUCAAGCUCGCCAUUAACGAUUACCUCAAGAACCUGAUCCACAGUCCAGUCAGAUCUCUGGCUGACAUUAUUGCCUUCAACAACAACCACCCUGAACUGGAGAAGAUGAACGAGUAUGGGCAAGACGCCUUUCUUUUAUCCGAUCAAACAGAUGGGAUCGGCAAGGCGGAGGAAGAGGCAAUUAGUAUGAUGGCAAACUUAUCGAGAGAUGGGUUCGAGUUGAUGAUGAAGACCUAUAAUCUGGAUGCAAUGGUAACUCUAGGGACAUCAGCUGAAUCCGUCCUAGCAAUUGGGGGAUACCCUGCAAUUUCUGUUCCUGCUGGAUAUGAGGGAAACGGUGAUCCAUUUGGCAUCCUCUUUGGGGGGCUCAGGGGAACCGAAACGAAGCUAAUCGAGAUCGCUUAUGCAUUCGAACAAGCGACCAUGGUACGAAGGCCUCCUCCUCUGCCUUUUGAAUUAUUAGAUUGCAACUAGAAAAAUUUCUAACUGUCUAGUAGGAUGUUGUAACCUUUGGAAAAAUAAGUUCUCUGCUGGGAGCAAUGUUCCUUUUGACUGUAUAUUUGCUUUCCACUUUUAAGUAGUUGACUAGCUUCCUGUUUCAAAUAUUAUCUCAAUGAUAUUGAAUGUGUCCAUCACAACGUGGCUACUCCCUAAUAUCCGGUGGAUGCUAAUUUGAAUAUAUUUUAUAUAUUUUUUGA
Molecule: messenger RNA, 2835 nt
Organism: Momordica charantia (bitter melon)
Lineage: Eukaryota; Viridiplantae; Streptophyta; Magnoliopsida; Cucurbitales; Cucurbitaceae
Product: putative amidase At4g34880
Source: RefSeq, a predicted model, not a curated record